AUAAGUAAAUUGAUCGUGAGUGAAAUUAUUAAGUGGAAAAAUGUGCCAGAUACCAUCAAAACUUCUUAAUAUAAUUAUUGUUCAUUUUGUAAUAUUUGUGUUAAAUUUUAGUACAAUCAAGUGUUAUUUGGGUGGAAAUCGUGCAACCUCAGAGGAUGAACUCAUCUUUGAAUUAGAUAGACCAACACCCGUUGUGGAUGUACAAGGUGUUUUAACGAAAAAGGCAACACUUCCAUGUGAUAUUACACCACACGAUAAACACGAUACUGUUUCAAUGGUUUUAUGGUUUAAGGAAUCAAGUAGUGAGCCAUUAUAUAGAUUUGAUGUACGUGGUCGACAAUUUACACAAGCAAAAAUGUGGUCAGCGCCACACAUAUUUGGUGCUCGAGCUUUUUUUCGUGUAACAACAACACCUGCACAACUUAUGGUGGACAAUAUUCAUGUAGAAGAUGAAGGAGUAUAUCGUUGUCGUGUUGAUUUUAAAAAUUCACCAACUAGAAAUUUAAAAAUUAAUUUUACUGUUAUAAUUCCACCAGAACGACCAGUAAUCGUUGAUAGCCAAAAACAAGAAAAAACACAGCUACUGGAACCGUACAACGAAGGAGACGAUGUGCAAUUAAUUUGUGAAGUUAUUGGAGGACGACCUCAACCACGUGUUACGUGGUUUCUAGAAAAUACUAUAAUUGAUGAUUCUUAUGAGAUAAGAAACGAAAAUCUGGUUAUCAAUCAUUUAUCAUUUCCAAGUGUUGGACGACAACAUUUAAACGCACGUUUAAUUUGUCAAGCAUCAAAUACAAAUUUAGCUCCACCUGCAUCGAAAGUAUUAAUUUUAAACAUCAAUUUAAAACCGCUUACAGUUACAAUUCUAACAAAAGAAAAAUCAAUAUCAGCCGAUAAGCGUUAUGAAGUAGAAUGCAGAACAUCUGGAUCACGACCAGAAGCAGUUAUUACGUGGUGGAAAGGAAAUCAUCAAAUUAAACGAAUGGCAAAAAAUUUUGCAGAAGCUGGUAAUCAAUCACUAAGUAUAUUGGCAUUUACACCAACAAUUGAAGAUGAUGGAAAAUACUUAACAUGUCGAGCAGAAAAUCCACUUAUACCAGAAAGUGCUUUAGAAGAUAGAUGGCGUCUAAAUGUUCGAUAUUUACCAAUCGUGUCGUUGAAAAUGGGCUCCAGUUUAAACCCAGAUGAUAUAAAAGAAGGUGACGAUGUAUACUUUGAAUGCAAUGUCAAGUCAAAUCCCAAGGCUUAUAAGCUUGCAUGGUAUUUAAAUGGAAAAGAAUUACACCAUAAUGUAUCAGCGGGAGUUAUUUUAAGCGAUCAAAGUCUAGUUCUACAAGGUGUUACACGUGCUGCAGCUGGUGAUUAUAUAUGUUUGGCAGCAAAUUCCGAAGGAAAGGGUACAUCAAAUCCUCAACAAUUGAAAGUUCGAUAUGUUCCAAUAUGUAAAGACGACCAUGAAGAACUUUUAGGUGCCCUUAAACAAGAAACAGUAAUAUUACGUUGUGAAGUUGACGCCAAUCCACCCCUAGUAAGUUUCCAUUGGACAUUCAAUAAUUCUGGUGAUUUAACUGAAGUACCACCAUCACGUUUUACCGCUGAAGGAACAAUCUCACACUUAAAUUACACACCAAUCAGUGAUAUGGAUUAUGGUACUCUAUCAUGUUGGGGUCAAAAUGCUGUGGGACACCAAAAAUCACCAUGUGUUUUUCAAGUAGUAACCGCAGGCAAACCUUUUAAAUUGUUAAAUUGUUCAAUUGUAAAUCAAACAACUGAUUCCAUACAAAUUGAAUGCUUGGAAAAUUUCGAUGGAGGAUUACCACAAUCGUUCUUUAUGGAAAUACUGGAGCUACCAUUACUUCGUUCAAAAUAUAAUCAAUCAACGCAUACAGCACCGCCAAAAUUUAAUAUAGAGGGUAUAGAACCAGGACUGAGUUAUCAAGUGAAUUUAUAUGCGGUAAACGCAAAAGGACGCAGUGAACCAGUUAUCAUUGAAAGUGUUACAUUCAAAGGUGUUGCUAAGUUACAAGGUUCAUCAGCAUCAAUGCAAAUCAGUCCAUUAUUGACAAGUUUGAUUGCAAUACUAAUUGUUUUACUGAGUGGAGUGUGUUUGGGAAUUAUUGCAUUAUUUCGACGAAAAUCACAUCGACAUCAUUUACACAAUCAUGGUCAUAUUACAUCAAAACAUAUACAAAUGGAAAUAUUAAAUCGUGGUGAAGAAUCACCAUUAAAUGGUAACGACGACCAACGCAGUAAUGAUAUUGGUGGUUACCAUCCACAUCCAAUUGAUGGACAUUUAAAUUCUGCUCCAUUACAUUGUGGUAGCAGAGAUGGUUCAUUAAAUAUUGAGUAUGUGGGUGGCACUAGUUUUAAUGGUGAUCAUAUACGUAAUAGUAGUAGCCAAGAUUCAAAAUUAAAUAAAAAUUCAUUAGGAAAAUAUACUGAUAAUAUUAGUGGAUCAUUACAAUCAGGAACAUUAUCAACGGGGUUCCCAAGAGAUAAUAAUUCACCAGCUACAGAACCGGAUAUUAUACGAAAUCAAUAUGUAGACAGGAGACCGGUUCUUAGUUUUAUGACUGUAUAUGAACCAGCAUCAUCUAUUCCUGGUGAAGAUGAUGAAGAGCUAGAAGACGAAGAAAGAAAUCCAUAUAAAUCUAACCAACAGCCGCUUAAGCGUUUGUACAGUCCUACUAAAAAUAUGUACCUCAGUUUGCGUGGUGAUAGAGCGACAACUCGCAUGAAUAAAGGUGUAACAGCAAUUAGUCCAUUAGACAGGGGGCCUACAUUAGUUGGUCCAACAAUAAAUUCAGGAAAUGCAAUAUUUCCAUCAUUAAUAAUGCCCGUGUCUUCCACGUUAACAUUACAAAAACAUAAACCCGAAGUGGUAACUACAUCGAAUCGAAUACAGGAGAGUUGUAUUUAACCAUUAUGUUUAAUAAUAAAUAGUUAUAUAAUAUAAUGUUAUUAUUGAAUCUUUAU
This is a messenger RNA of Chrysoperla carnea, 2976 nucleotides long. RefSeq names its product neural cell adhesion molecule 1. The record is from RefSeq and is a predicted model, not a curated record. The transcript is spliced from 13 exons. NCBI's taxonomy places the organism in Eukaryota, Metazoa, Arthropoda, Insecta, Neuroptera, Chrysopidae. Gene Ontology annotation, molecular function: protein binding. Bases 41 to 2920 code for a protein of 959 amino acids.